Molecule: messenger RNA, 2442 nt
Organism: Penicillium chermesinum
Lineage: Eukaryota; Fungi; Ascomycota; Eurotiomycetes; Eurotiales; Aspergillaceae
Product: putative JmjC domain protein
Exons: 3
Coding region: 1-2442 (813 amino acids)
Source: RefSeq, a predicted model, not a curated record
AUGGAAGUGGUAACUAUGCGGGAGCAGAGGACGUUCAAGGAGCCGCGGGAACUGGAAAGAAAACCCCGGAGCCAAACCAAGUUAAGACUUACUCCAUUUUCCGCAGACGCGUUCUCCCGCAGAUACGCCUUCAUGGCUCUGGGAAAGGACGUUCCAACGAUUCUAACGACUCCGCGCCAUGGUGCUUCCCCGACCAGCGCCGGCUUCAUUCAAGCCAUUCCCCCGGAUCUGGAUAUUAAGAAGAUAGUGGAAGCCAACGAACACUUUCGAUUUGUCGAUCGGAUCACGUGCGACUCGAUCAAUAAGGAGUCUUUUGAGGCGCUCGAACGAUUGAUUUUGCUUUGGGUGGUCUUGUUAGGUAGGCCUCUGGUCAUAGAUGGCUUUCAGGAGUUCUUGUGCCAAGAUCUGUUUUCAGCAACGUGGCUUAGCCAAAAUCACACAAAGAAUGAAGAAGCGCAAGACCUGACGGAAAAGAAUCCAUUGCCGCUGAGUGUGAAGCAUUAUUUGAAUGAAAUGCCCAAGCUCGCAGAAAGAGCCGCUCGCCUUUAUGAAGUUGAGGAUAGCGGGUCAAGCAGAGGUCCUCGGGCCCAAAGGCUUUAUUUGAAGGAUAUGGAUUGCCCGCCGGACUGGCACGAAUACCUAGCCCGAAUCAUCCCACCCUUUCUUUUCUACCUCAACCAGGGCCCCAGAUCAUUCAGCGGGCCGGGCUCGGGAAACGUUAACCUUUCCGAUCUCCCGACUACGAAAGACGGCGAGCCGAUUGCGGCUGCGGGGGAUCUAAUGAGCUCAUUACCCCAUGACAUGCGAGCUGCAAAUCUCAUGUGUUACAUCGGACAUGAAGGGACAUACACCCCUGCACACCAAGAAAUGUGCGCGAGUAUUGGCCAUAACAUCAUGGUUGAAGCGUCGGACGGCUCUGUGGAAAAUCAGAAGCAGACUAUGCCUGGAUCAUCCAUCUGGUUUAUGACCAAGACUCCUGAUCGCCGUACGGUCUCCAAAUACUGGACUACGGAACUCGGUCACAAUAUCGAUCUUGAAGACCACUUUGCCCAGCUGGGCGCAUGGAUGAAAGCACCAUUCGAAACCUACGUGGUUGAGCAAAAGCCGGGGGAUCUUAUUCUCGUUCCGCCACUGGCUGCUCAUCAGGUUUGGAACCGUGGCACAAGAACGAUGAAGGUAGCUUGGAACCGGACCACCGUGGAGACCUUGGAGAUGGCCAUGGAUGAAGCCCUGGAGCAUGCCCGGAUAAUUUGUCGUGACGAGCAGUACAAGAAUAAAGCAAUCGUGUACUUUACUCUCCAUCGGUACCACGCACUCCUUCAUGAUAAGUCCGCUGCUAUCGACCAUAAGAAAGUACGGGCCCUGCUAGGAGACUUCAAAAGACUUUUCCAGCUGUACAAGGACAUCUUGCUGUCAGAGAUGUUCUCGCCAAAGCUUCCCGGCGACAAAAUUAUUGAGACCAUUGAAUAUCGUGGCAAUGUCACUUGCUCCUAUUGUCGAUGUAACAUCUUCAAUCGAUUUCUCACCUGCCCAACCUGCACUGCCGACGAAGGCGUAGCCGGUGAGGUCGAUGAUUUCGAUAUCUGUAUGGAUUGCUACGUGCUUGGUCGAAGCUGUCGUUGUAUAUCGAGACUCAAAUGGGUACAGCAAUUUCCAUUGAAGGAUCUGCGCGACCAGUAUGCGAAGUGGCGGAAUCUCAUACUCUCUUUCGAGAAGGAUGACCAAGAGAGCGCCAGGCUGUUUCCUCCCCUACACAAUGCCCACUCCCAGCUACCUCGUAAAACAGUGGCCCAUAUUUGCCAAGAGCAACUGAGGAUCCGGCCUUGGAUUGAUUGGAGGAACAAGGGCGAUGAGUCCUCAUCGGUCCAUUCUGACCCACAAGAGCAGCCAACAAAACGACGCAAGAUGAAUAAGAAACGAAAUGCAGCUUCCUGCCAUAUGUGCAAAACUUGUCACCCUGCGUGGAAAAUGGCCCGGUGCGAGAAUUGCGAGCAACAUUACUGUUUCGCCGAUCUGUUCCGCGCGUUUGACACCACACCCCAGAACGUCAUGGAAGAUACUGUCUGGAUAUGUCCGCAGUGUUCUAAGAUCUGCAACUGUUCAUCCUGCCGCCAAAGCCCGUUGAUGGACCCAUACGUUCCCAGGCGGCUACUUCUGGGUCACGACACGACAAAGGUUGCAGAUAGACGCAGUGUAGAGUCAAUGGUCAGCCUCCUCUUGCCGAAUUUAAAAUGGCUGCCACGGCUUGAAUCAAGCAAUCAUGCUCACCAAGAGAAACAAUUGGUGGAGAACCAAACUCGGAAUCAAAAGCUGAUGGGGAGCCCUGUUUUCAUGGAAUGGAAGCAGCAGGUUUCCUUGAAUGGAAAUGACGGGGCGCUCCAAGAUCAAAACUAUAUACCUGUCGAUCCCCAGUUGCAGCUCGACAGCUCGACACCUCGCUGA